GAUAAUAAUGGAUUCAUGGCUUCCAUUGCUGGAUAUCUUCAUGAAUUCCCUUUCUCCUGAAACAGAAGCAUCGUUGUGGCUCCAAUCUUCCUUCCAUCCUUCAUCCAAUUCCAAUCCCUCGAUUUCCGUUUCCACUUCCACCGCCUCUUUCCUCUCUCUCCUCAUGCAACCCACCGAAGCCGUCGUCAUCGAUUCUUCUUCUUCAUCCUCAUCUUCAAUCCAUAACAAACGAAGGUUUAUGUGGCUGCAGACGUUACCCGAUGUAGUUCAGGCUCGAAUUUUGUCAUUUCUUACUUACGAGCAUGCAAAGUUUAAUAAGCAGGAGUUAUCUAAACUUGCAAAGCAUAUGUUGUUUGAUGCUACAGAGGUUAAUUUUUGGGCCAGGAGAGCUGCACACCAGCUGUUUGAUGUUGUGUCUGACUCAAACUAUAAAUGGGUUUCUUGUUUAAAUUUGGAUUCUGAAGAAGAAAAGUUUGAGGGGAGCUUUGGAGAGGCUCCUAGGUGGCUUAAAGACGUUGCUAGUGCCAAUGAUUCCGUUCUUCCUUGGCUUCCCAUUUCAGUCGAUGAAUUGAAUACGAGAAUGCCGCAUAGCCCAUGUGAAAAUGAUGAAGAUAUGAUGGUUGAAGUUGAAGAGAUCGAAGAUGGAAAUUGCGAGCGUGUUGGCACCCGACUCGAAUUGGGUCAUCAUGAAAUUGAUCCCAUAGACCAUGAAACAGAAGAAUUGGCCGCUUGUUUGCAAAUGAGAAUAAAGAACUUGGAAUCUAGUCUAAAAGCAUUAGAAUUGGUGGAUGAUAUCCGACAACUCUGUUUUAAAAGGAAAGGAGAUUCUUUAACGGUUUUGGGCAUGAUUGAACCGUGGAAUGCAGUUGAUGAAGUUGUUCCAAUCUUGUUAUCCCGUUUAUUAGAUGGAAACGAAGACGACUUUGGAUGGACAAGUAAUAUCCUAUGCUCAAUUGUGCUUCCAAAAUUCUUAAUACUUGAAACACCCGCUACUCGUGUGCUGGUAACCGCAACUAUAGAUUACUGCAAGGUGCAUCACAAGGCUGCGGUUUACGCACUUAUAUUUCCAUUGAUUCUUCGAAAAGAAGGCAUCAAUAACCACAUUAGUGACGUGAUCACAAGGAUUGUUAAAGAAUGCUUGCACCCUGCUCAAGUUUCCGCCUUCUGUCAAAAACUAUUAUGUGAAGAAGAAGAUGAAAACAAAUAUAUAUGCCUUCCUUGCCAUCGGUCUCUAGUUUGUGGAGAAUUGGUAUGGACUGAACCGUUGUUUAACCUGUUCCAGAAUAUCUUCAAUCAUAAUGUUCACUUGACUCAAGAUUCAGUUGAUCGACUUGUUUCCCACACUCUAGAAUCUGCUAGACGGUUCUCAAAGUCUUUGAAGUUUGCAAACUUCUUGCUGUGUUUUGUCGGUAAGUGUGGUCCAUUGUUAAAGGUUCAUAAACUGGCACUAUCUGAAGCUGUUGGUAGCACAAACAGUUUCUUGACGAAAUCAAUAUUAUCAAAACUGGCUAGUAUUUGAUGCUUAUUGAAUUACAUUUUUGGAAUGCUGAGGACAAAUAGUAAGUUCUGGAAGUUAUUGCAAAUGUUUGGUGAAACUUAUUGAGGUGGAAACAUGUUGAACGGGAAAAUGACACAAAUAGCCAUUUUGGCGGACCAAAUUUACCUCUUAGCCAUUUCUUUCUCUCCUUUCCAACAAAAUCAUCACCUUCGCAAGUAACCAUUCCUCAACUUGUGGAGGGAUAAAAGAAAGAAAUUUCUGAACAUGGUCCGCAAGUAACACAUCUGCAACAGGGACCAAAUCUGUAAAUUUGUCUAAAUACAGGGACCAAAUCUGCAAAUUAGUCUAAAUACUUCCAGGACAUUUGAAUGUGCUACUUGCGAACCCGUUCAGAAACUUGUUUUUAUUUUUUGCCCCUCCGCAUGUUGAGGAAGUGUUACUUGCAGAGGUGAUGAUUUUGUUGAAAAAGUCGGAGAGGAAUGGCUAAGAGGUAAAUUUCUUGGCCAAAAUGGCUACCUUUGUUAAUUUCCCUAACCGAAAAAGCUCAUCAGGCAAAUAAAGGCUAGCCCGUUCGAGUCUUCUCAGGGCCACCGAAAUUUUUUCUGGCUGUCUUCUUCAGGGUCCUAUGGGAUUAGGCGAGGUGCUCGCAAGUUGGCCCGGACACUCACGAUUACCAAAAAAGGAACAAAGAAAGGAAAUGUUGCAUCUUGAGAAAGGAGUUGGCUAUGACCCCCUAUGAGGUUCAGCAAUAUAACGUUGGAAGAUUUCAUUGCCCAUUGACCAUCUUCUUCAUAGAUUCAAAUCGAGGACCUUUGUCUGCAAAUUUGGU
This is a messenger RNA of Cynara cardunculus var. scolymus (artichoke), 2327 nucleotides long. RefSeq lists its product as uncharacterized. Gene Ontology annotation, cellular component: Fanconi anaemia nuclear complex. Gene Ontology annotation, biological process: interstrand cross-link repair. The record is from RefSeq and is a predicted model, not a curated record. The coding region runs from base 8 to 1519 and encodes 503 amino acids. Lineage: Eukaryota; Viridiplantae; Streptophyta; Magnoliopsida; Asterales; Asteraceae. The transcript has 3 exons.